Messenger RNA from Cordyceps militaris CM01, 1545 nucleotides. RefSeq lists its product as uncharacterized. The transcript has 3 exons. The record is from RefSeq and is a predicted model, not a curated record. Bases 1 to 1545 code for a protein of 514 amino acids. Lineage: Eukaryota; Fungi; Ascomycota; Sordariomycetes; Hypocreales; Cordycipitaceae.
AUGUACUUUGCAUUGCCGGCUGAGUCAAUGGAGACUACUUGCGAAGGUUCUGCAUCGACUGCGCCUGCAGAAAUGGACGUUCAUGUUCCUUCAUUGGAGUCGAAAUUAUUGGCGAGCGAUGAGUUGAACCGAACUUCAAUCCCUACAACGGCUCCAACGUCUGGCGACGACGAGGAAAGAGAAGAACCACCUACAGAUGGAAUGGAAAUAGAUGACUUGCCUCAAGAACAAGCUUCUCACAUUAUCGUGACGACAGACCUUAUUCUCAAGGCACAAGAGCAGGUCAGCUUACUUCAGGCUCUCAAGGCUGUGCGAGACAGGCUACUCGCUACCCUAGGCGUGAAAGACCUCGAAAGUCCGCCGCGCAGCGCAGCCAAGACGGCUUCGGAGCCACCAGCACACAACGGUAGCUGGACGGUUGAAACUGAAUCCCAAGAUGGUCCCGUAGAGGGACCGGUCCAAGGUCUUGCUUUCACCAACCGACCAGAUUCUAGCGAUCGUCUCUGGCUGAGCGACGACACGAGCGAAGUUAGGGCAUGGAUCGACGCCCAUCCAGUGCAGUAUAAGCAGACGCCAAGACACAAUCUGCUCUCUGAUAGUCUCGAUCAGUUGACGCUCGAAGACUCUGCUCCUUUACCGCCGGAACCGCUUCCAUGCAGCUUGAAAGAGGAUCUGCCAGACGCGACACUUGUCGACUGCGAAAGGGGGCGCUCACGAAAGCGCCAGAGCCCCGUAGAAAGACAAAAAGCAAAGGGUCCAAGCCCCUUCAGGAGACGACCAGCUUCUCCAGACUGGAACGUGGUUCUUGGCGAGCCAGACCCAUCGUUCGUGCCUGACCACGGCUACUUCUGCUCAAGAUGUCUACGAAGAGUUCCAGAAGCCAACCGUCGACACACUGCCAAGCAAGUGUCCGCCGUUGAAAACGAGUACAAGUUCCACAUGGCCCAAGACCGGUGCUGUCGCAUCCGCCACGGCAUAGGCUGCGCGCACAAUUUGCCCAACCGCAGCGGCUGGAUUCCUGCGGCAGAAGCCGAGAGGCUCAACCUAGACCUGCUCAAGGCCAGGUUCCUGGCCACGCAUCCGGCGUACGCGCCCACCCUGUAUCCAGUGCUGCCAUCCGACGCGCGCAAUCUGUGGCGGUCCGACCCCAACAACGCCAGUAAUAGCCCGCACUGGGCCCUGCCGUGGCCGCCGCACGUGGAUCGCCGCCUGCCGCCCGUACCCGAGGGUUCGGAAGAGGGCCCUGCUGCCGCGCGAUCGGGGUGUGCAGGAUCUGCCAAGAAAAGGGGUGCAGAUGCAAGCUACUGCUACGAAACGGACACUUCGUCGGACGAUGGGCUGUCAGGAAGCGGCGUCGAUGUGAUGAGGAUGCCGCGCAGGAAAAAGAGACGACGGCUGGGCGACGCUUCGUACCGGCCGCGAAGGGGAGGCUGCGGCAUCGUGUCGGACGACGACGACGACGAACUGGCUGGGGGCGGUGCAGCAGCGCCGGAACGGCUGCGGCACGAGCUGGAGCAGGAGAUGAGGAGCAUGCGAGAGCAAUGA